Pteronotus mesoamericanus is the source of this 4367-nucleotide messenger RNA. It is a transcript of the gene GART, whose product is annotated as phosphoribosylglycinamide formyltransferase, phosphoribosylglycinamide synthetase, phosphoribosylaminoimidazole synthetase. NCBI's taxonomy places the organism in Eukaryota, Metazoa, Chordata, Mammalia, Chiroptera, Mormoopidae. Gene Ontology annotation, biological process: adenine biosynthetic process; 'de novo' IMP biosynthetic process. Gene Ontology annotation, cellular component: cytosol. The transcript has 22 exons. The record is from RefSeq and is a predicted model, not a curated record. The coding region runs from base 123 to 3155 and encodes 1010 amino acids. Gene Ontology annotation, molecular function: phosphoribosylamine-glycine ligase activity; phosphoribosylglycinamide formyltransferase activity; metal ion binding.
CCGGGAUCCCCCUCGGCCCACUUCCGGCACGGCGCGCGGGCGGGAGCGUGAGUGUAGCGGCCGGACUGCGUGCAUCCACCGUGUAGCCUUCACUUGCCUUUGGAUCCCUGCGUGCAGACAGCAUGGCAGCCCGAGUACUUGUAAUUGGCAAUGGAGGAAGAGAGCACGCACUGGCCUGGAAACUGGCCCAGUCGAAUCACGUCAAACAGGUGUUGGUGGCACCCGGAAACGCAGGCACUGCCUGCUCCGAAAAGAUUUCAAAUGCUGCCAUCUCCGUCAGUGAGCACGGUGCCCUGGCUCAGUUCUGCAAAGAUGAGAACAUUGAAUUUGUAGUAGUUGGACCAGAGGCCCCCCUGGCUGCCGGGAUUGUCGGGAGCCUGGCAUCCGCAGGGGUGCGCUGCUUUGGCCCCACAGCAGAAGCAGCACAGCUGGAGUCCAGCAAAAGGUUUGCCAAAGAGUUCAUGGACCGGCACGGAAUCCCAACGGCACGAUGGCGCGCUUUUACCGAGCCCGGAGAGGCCUGCAGCUUCAUCAUGAGUGCAGACUUCCCGGCCUUGGUGGUGAAGGCCAGCGGCCUUGCAGCUGGGAAAGGGGUGACUGUCGCCUCGAGCAGAGAAGAGGCCUGCAGGGCGGUCCAGCAGAUCAUGCAGGAUAAAACUUUUGGCGCAGCUGGAGAAACUGUUGUCAUUGAAGAACUUCUUGAAGGAGAAGAGGUGUCUUGCCUGUGCUUCACCGAUGGAAGGACUGUGGCUCCCAUGCCCCCGGCUCAGGACCAUAAGCGACUGCUGGAAGGAGACCGCGGCCCCAACACGGGGGGCAUGGGCGCCUACUGUCCGGUGCCUCAGGUUUCUAAGGAUUUGUUGCUGAAAAUUAAAAAUACCAUUCUUCAGAGGACAGUGGAUGGCAUGCAGAAGGAGGGUGUCCCCUACACGGGUGUUCUCUAUGCUGGUAUAAUGCUGACCAAGGAUGGCCCAAAGGUUCUGGAGUUUAAUUGCCGUUUUGGUGAUCCGGAGUGCCAAGUCAUCCUCCCACUUCUGAAAAGCGACCUUUAUGAAGUGAUCCAGUCUACCCUGGACGGCCUUCUCUGCGCAUCUCUGCCGGUGUGGCUCGACAGCCAUGCGGCCGUCGCUGUCGUCAUGGCUGGUCAGGGCUACCCAGGGGCCUGCGCCAGGGGUGUGGAGAUAACAGGGUUUGCUGAGGCCCGGGCUCUAGGACUGGAGGUGUUCCAUGCAGGUACAGCCCGAAAAGAUGGCAAGGUGGUAACUAACGGAGGGCGAGUCCUUGCGGUGACAGCGGUCCGGGAAAAUCUCAUCUCUGCCCUUGAAGAAGCCAGGAAAGGAUUGGCUGCUAUCCAGUUCGAGGGAGCUGUUUACAGGAAGGACAUAGGCCACGGAGCCGUAGCGUUCCUCCAGCAGCCCAGGGGCCUGACUUACAAGGAAUCUGGUGUAGACAUCGCAGCUGGAAAUAUGCUGGUCAAGAAAAUUAAACCUUUAGCCAAAGCCACCUCCAGACCAGGCUGUGAUGUUGAUCUUGGAGGUUUUGCUGGUCUUUUUGAUUUGAAAGCAGCCGGUUUCAAAGAUCCUCUGCUGGUCUCCGGAACAGAUGGCGUUGGAACGAAACUGAAGAUUGCCCAGCAAUGCAACAAGCACGAUACCAUCGGCCAAGACUUGGUUGCUAUGUGUGUAAAUGACAUUCUGGCACAAGGAGCAGAGCCCCUCUUCUUCCUCGACUACUUUUCCUGUGGGAAACUCAACCUCAGCACCGCGGAAGCUGUCGUGGCUGGAAUCGCUGAAGCGUGUAUGCAAGCCGGGUGCGCGCUCAUUGGAGGCGAGACGGCAGAAAUGCCGGACAUGUAUCCGCCCGGAGAGUAUGACCUGGCCGGCUUUGCCGUCGGCGCCGUGGAGCGGGGCCAGAAGCUGCCUUGCCUGGAGAGAAUCGCAGAGGGGGACGCUGUCCUUGGAGUGGCGUCGUCCGGUCUUCACAGCAACGGCUAUAGCCUCGUGAGGAGAGUUGUGGCGAAGUCUUCCCUUCAGUACUCCUCCCCGGCACCUGCUGGCUGCGGCAGCCAGACCUUGGGGGACUUACUUCUAACUCCAACCAGAAUCUACAGCCAGUCGCUGUUGCCCGUCUUACGUUCAGGACACGUCAAGGCCUUUGCCCACAUUACUGGUGGAGGAUUGCUAGAAAACAUCCCCAGAGUCCUCCCCCAGAACUUGGGGGUGGAUCUAGAUGCCCGCACCUGGAGGGUCCCCGCCGUCUUCUCGUGGUUGCAGCAGGAAGGACACCUCUCUGAGGAAGAGAUGGCCAGGACAUUCAACUGCGGGGUUGGCGCUGCCCUUGUGGUGCCCGCGGACCUGGCAGCACAGGUUCUGAGGGACGUUCAGCAGCGUGAGGAGGAGGCCUGGCUGAUUGGCAGGGUGGUGGCCUGCCCUGAAGGUGGUCCCCGUGUGAGGGUCAGGCACCUGACGGAGGCCACGCACAGAGGCCGGUCAGUGCUGGAGAACGGCGCCGCAAACAGCCACUGGUCUGUCCAGCCGAAAAAGGCGCGAGUGGCUGUCUUAAUUUCUGGAACAGGGUCAAACCUCCAGGCCCUCAUAGACAGCACCCGGGAGCCGGGCAGCGCCGCCCACGUUGUCCUCGUCAUCUCCAACAAAGCCGGCGUGGCCGGCCUAGACAGGGCCGCGCGUGCAGGCAUUCCCACCAGGGUCAUUAGUCAUAAGUUAUAUAAAAGUCGUGUAGACUUUGACACUGCAGUUGACCAAGUCCUUGAGGAGUUCUCCACAGACAUAGUCUGCCUUGCAGGGUUCAUGAGAAUUUUAUCCGGCCCCUUUGUCAGAAAGUGGAACGGGAAAAUGCUCAACAUCCACCCCUCCUUGCUCCCUUCUUUUCGGGGUUCAAAUGCCCACGAGCAAGCCCUGGCUGCUGGCGUUACAGUAACGGGAUGUACCGUGCACUUUGUAGCUGAAGAAGUGGAUGCUGGACAGAUCAUCUUGCAGGAAGCCGUUCCCGUGAAGAGGGGUGACACUAUUGCCAGCUUGUCUGAACGAGUGAAGUUAGCAGAACACAGAGUCUUUCCUGCAGCCCUGCAGCUGGUGGCCAGCGGGGCCGUCCGGCUGGGAGAGGACGGCAAGCUCUGUCACGUCCAAGAAGAGUGAAGCUGCCCAGCUCGGAGGGAAGUCUGGCUGCUUGCACGGUGGCUUUCUGUCACACACUCAGCCCAGAAGAAAAACUGCUGCAGGAAAAGAGAACCUCACCCUAACCUGUUCGGCCAUUUUUCAAUGAACAGAGGUUCAUUACAAGCAAGGCUGGUACAGCAUAUCCAAUAUGCAUACGUGUUGUCGCCAGCGAAUCUUAGGUUUUGCCCGCGUACGACCUUGUUCAAAAUUAAGCUAGUCAUUCAGAACACUUUUUGCUUUUAGCCAAACAAGAUACCGAAGCUGUUCGUCUUUCUCACCCUCUUUUUCUGACCAAUGUCACCUCUGGUCCCAGUAGGUGUCCCUGGGCCGAACAGCUGGCCGAGGACACUGUUUCCUCAGGUUGACUGUGGUCAGCAGCUGCCACCAAGUGAACGGGAGAUUCAGGUGCGCCACCUCCCAUAGGUCCCUUUGCUGUAAAAACAGUUGGCUCUUUAGUUCUGGAAAGUUCACAUUGUUAAGCACCUAUAAAUAUGCCAACCACUGUCCUAUGAAGUUUACAGAAAGUUAAAAUAUCUAAAGAGAAAUGUUGGUUGAUAAAACUACAUACUUUAAGAGUAGAGGCGAGUACCAGGAUGUAAAUUAGACAAAUCAGUGUAAACUUAAGACUUCAGAAACAAAACUUCCCAGCCCUUUCUUUGAUACUAACCUCCUCUAAAAGCACCCUGCACUCUGUGUAAGAUAGCUGGUUCCGGAUCCCGGGAUCGUGUCUGAGUAUCUGGUUGCCGAAACCAAAACAUUGAAACCAGCAGGGAUGAUGCUGACAGACAACAGGGUCCACUUAAAAGGUACCCACUGUCUAGUUUGUGAUGAGUUGAUAUUGUUUGGACAUGCUGAGUGUGUUUACAAUGAUUCUCAAAGAGAAAAGGUCAUUGAAACAGUGGAAAAGUCGUAACAGAGAAGGCUAUAAACACCCUGCCCUUGCGGCUCAAUGGGUUGGGCGUCAUCCCACAGACCGAAAGGUUGCGGUUUUGAUGCCCUCCCUGUCGGCACCGGCCUGGGUUACAGGUUCGGUGGCUGGCCUGGGUGCAUUCAGUAGGCAGCUGAUCGAUAUCCCCACAUCAGUGUUUUUCUCCCUCUCUCCCUCCCUUCCCCUGCAUAGAAACCAAAAAAAAUGAUGUUUUUAAGGGGGGUGGAACCAUGUCAUUGUGUUGUUGCUGUAAUAAUAAACAU